Thyridium curvatum is the source of this 1539-nucleotide messenger RNA. RefSeq lists its product as uncharacterized. The transcript is spliced from 2 exons. NCBI's taxonomy places the organism in Eukaryota, Fungi, Ascomycota, Sordariomycetes, Thyridiales, Thyridiaceae. Gene Ontology annotation, molecular function: succinate-semialdehyde dehydrogenase (NAD+) activity. The coding region runs from base 1 to 1539 and encodes 512 amino acids. The record is from RefSeq and is a predicted model, not a curated record.
AUGCCAGCCCAACAGCAAUUCAGCGUUCCGUUUGAAUUGUCAAACAAAGACCACCUCCACCUUGGCUGUCUCGUCGAUGGUCAAUCGGAGUCGGCUCGUUCUGGACAGACGUUCGACAUUGUCGAUCCCGGUUCGGGAAGAACAUGGGCCUCUUACCCGGACUGCGACGAGUCUGAUGUGAAUGCAGCUGUCGAGAGUGCGCACAGAGCCUUUCUCAACUUUUCCAAAUGGACACCGAGAAAGCGGGCACAGUGUCUACUGCGAUGGCACACGCUUAUUGUCGAUGCUCGCGAGGAUUUGGCCAGGAUCCUUGUUCACGAAACAGGAAAGCCCUUGAAGGAAGCCUUGGGGGAGGUCGAUUACGCAACCACUUUUACCUGGUGGUUCGUUGGUGAGGCGGAGAGAGCGCACGGCACAACGAUUCAGUCAGCCAUCGCGGGCCGACGAUCUCUUACCGUCAAGCAGCCUAUUGGAGUCGUUGCCGCACUGAUUCCUUGGAACUUCCCGAUCGCCCUAGCGCUGAGGAAAGCGAGCGCCGCAAUGGCUGCCGGGUGCACAAUGGUAAUGAAGCCCUCGCCGGAGACGCCGAUCUCGACAAUAUCACUAGCCAGGCUAGCUAUCCAGGCGGGUUUCCCACCAGGCGCCCUCAAUGUCCUGACAACCAGUCUCAAGAACACUCCAGCAGUAGCAGAGGGCCUCUGCCUUCAUCCGCUGGUCAAGAAGGUUACCUUCACGGGGAGUACUCGCGUGGGCAAGAUAAUUGCGUCGCUCUGUUCAAGAUCAUUGAAGAAAACAACCCUUGAACUGGGCGGGAACUGUCCGUUUAUCGUUUUUGAGGACGCGGAUACCGAAAUGGCCCUGGACCAGCUUGCCGCACUCAAAUGGAGGCACGCCGGUCAGGCUUGUGUGUCUGCCAACCGGGUGUACGUUCAUCGAAGUAUCCUUGAGGAGUUUGUGCAGGGCUUGAUUAGAACGACCUCAUUGCUUCGGGUUGGGCAUGGGAUGGAGGAUCAGACAACCCUCGGACCAGUGACAACCUUGGCGGGGUUGGACAAAGCAGAGGAGCUGGUCAAGGAUGCCGUUGGAAAGGGUGCGAAGAUGCUUCUUGGGACUGGGCGGAGAUUGGCCGGGCCAUCAGACGCUGCAGGUAGUCUCGAAUCGCCGGCUGGAGGUUUCUUCAUGGCCCCAACCAUCUUGACAGGCGUGACAGACACUAUGCGGAUGAGCCAAGAAGAGAUAUUUGCGCCUGUCCUCGGCAUCUCGGUAUUUGAUACAGAAGAGGAGGUUACGGCCCGCGCAAACGAGACCAGCAUGGGUUUGGCCAGCUAUGUAUUCACCAAGGACGUGAAUCGGCUGUGGAGGAUGUUUGAAAAUCUUGAAGCCGGCAUGAUAGGCUUGAACACCGGUAACAGCUCGGCAGCAGAGGCGCCGUUUGGAGGCAUCAAGGAAAGUGGGUGUGGCAAGGAGAGUGGGAAAGAUGUGGCAAUUGAUGAAUUUCUCAUCACAAAGACAGGCACACUGACAUUGACGGAGUCCUAA